AUGGAGGCAGGUUCGAGUGGAUUCUCUGCCAUGGCACCACCUGUGUUUGAUGGGGAGAAUUAUCAAGCAUGGGCUGUGAAGAUAACAGCUUUUAUGGAAGGUUGUGAUUUGUGGGAAGCAGUAGAAGAAGACUACAAGGUGGCUCCCCUUCCUAACAAUCCAACCAUGGCUCAGAUCAAGCUGCACAAGGAGAAGAAGACCAGGAAGGCAAAGGCAAAAUCGUGUCUUUAUGCUGCUGUGUCACCCACCAUCUUCACCAGAGUCAUGAGGCUUGAGUCAGCAAAAGCUAUAUGGGAUUACUUGAAGGAAGAAUAUGAAGGAGAUGAGAAGAUUAGAGGUAUGAAAGUGUUAAAUUUGUUGAGAGAAUUUGAAAGGCUUCAGAUGGAAGAGAGAGAGACUGUGAAAGAGUUUGCAGACAAGCUUGUGGAGAUAGCAAACAAGAUAAGGGUGUUAGAGACUGAUUUAAGUGAUAGCAGGUUGGUACAAAAACUACUUGUUUCAGUGCCAGAGAGAUAUGAGGCAACAAUUGCCUCUCUUGAGAAUACUAAGGAGUUGUCAGAUCUGAAGUUUGUUGAAGUUCUAAGUGCUUUACAAGCACUAGAACAGAGGAGAAUGAUGAGGAGAGAAGAGCCAGUAGAGGGUGCAUUGCAAGCCAAAGUGAAGCAAGGCAAUCCUGCAAACAACCAAGGGAGCAUGAGUUCAGAUGCUGGAGAUGGCAAGGUUUAUACAGAUCCUUGUAAGCACUGUGGGAAGAAGAGUCAUCCUCAAUUUAGAUGCUGGAGGAGACCUGAUGUAAAGUGCAGAAAAUGCCACAAAAUGGGGCAUGUAGAGAGGAUUUGCAGGGAGCAGCAUCAUCAUUUUGGAGAAGCACAGACUGCAGCAGCAAAUGAGAUGAAGUCUAAGGUGGAUGACAAUCAGUCUGUUAAAGGGAUUACAUUGCUUGCAGACAAGCAACAAAGCUGCAAUAUUGCAGAUGCAGUUGCAUUUUUAGAAGUUGCAGGAGAAGAAGAAGGCAAAGCUGAUAAAAGAGUGAUGGUUGCAAUCAAGGAGGAGUUGGCUAUUUUAGAGCCCAAUACAAAGUUUGAUCUUGAGGGCUCACCAGAAGUCUUUCAAGUGCCAAAGCAGGAGAAUAAAGUUUAUGAAUUAAAAGAGACUCCUACAGCUUAG
Punica granatum (pomegranate) is the source of this 1167-nucleotide messenger RNA. The record is from RefSeq and is a predicted model, not a curated record. NCBI's taxonomy places the organism in Eukaryota, Viridiplantae, Streptophyta, Magnoliopsida, Myrtales, Lythraceae.